Messenger RNA from Sciurus carolinensis (gray squirrel), 1463 nucleotides. RefSeq names its product chromosome 9 C21orf62 homolog (gene Epcip). Lineage: Eukaryota; Metazoa; Chordata; Mammalia; Rodentia; Sciuridae. The record is from RefSeq and is a predicted model, not a curated record. The transcript is spliced from 2 exons. Bases 146 to 859 code for a protein of 237 amino acids.
AGAACAGCAAGUGCGAGACCACACAUUCCAGCCUGGCUCGAAGAUUACACCAGCUGUCAAGCCAGGGUGAAGGAUCAGUGGCCAGGCAGAGGUCUGCAGAGCAGGCAGACAAGGCCCGUCACCGAACUCCGAAAUGUGAGCUCCAAUGAAUUGGCCCAUGAAGGCAAAGCAGGACCACGCUGGCUUGCACUGGACAAGAAUGGCAGCACCUUCCAGACACUGCCUCCUUCUGAUCGGUGCACUGGGUGUCUUUGCACUUCACCGCUUCGCACAAGGUCAGAAGAACCGCACGCUCAUUUUCACAAAGGAGAACACCAUCCGGAACUGCAGCUGCUCUGCAGACAUCCGGGACUGUGAUUACAGUUUGGCCAACCUGAUGUGCAGCUGUAAAACCGUCCUGCCUUUUGCAGUAGAGAGAACCAGCUACAACGGCCAUCUGACCAUCUGGUUCACAGACACAACUGCGCUGGGUCGCCUGUUGAACUUCACGCUAGUCCGGGACCUGAAGCUUUCCCUGUGCAGUUCCAACACCCUCCCCACUGAGUACUUGGCUAUUUGUGGGCUGGAGAGGCUUCGCAUCAACUCGGAGGCCAAGCAUCCCUUCCCAGAGCAGAGUUUACUCAUCCAUAGCAGUGGGGACAUCGACUCCAAAGAGAAGCUGGUGUCAUUACACAAAGGCUGGCAAACAUGUAUGUACAUCGCAUUCUUAGAUAUGGCUCUUUUCAACAGAGACUCAUCCUUAAAAUCAUACAGUAUCGAAGACAUUGCUACCAUUGCCAAUGACUUUCCUGACUUUUCUUACUUUAAAACCUUCCCAGUGUCAAGCAACAAAAGCUAUGUUGUCACAGUCAUUUACUAACUUUGUAAACUGUGUCCAACCUCCGGGAACUUGACAAAUGAUGGAUCAUUUGAACAAGGAGUCUGGGAAUAAGGUCAUGAGACUGCUAUUCCUACUCACAGCUGUGCCUCUUAACCCCCAAACUCUGCUCACCACUGAGCCACACACAAACAACCAGCUCUCUCUGCUCUGCUCCAUGCUCAGCCUUGGCAGUUAUUUUGAAAAAGAAAGUGAAAAGAAACCAAAAAAUGAUGCAGUCUGGAGACUUGUCUCCAGAGCCUAGGUCAUUGCAACUGGGAGCCUGUGGAGACAUGUCAGACCAGAAGUGAAGAAAGCACUUCUGGCCAUUUGCACGUCAGGAACAGCUUACUGGGGCUCAUUGUAGAGUAUGACCACCGAGAAAGGCAUCUUCUUUUUGCAACAUACAAUAGUUGCCCUUUAUCUGUGGGGGAGCACAUUUCAAGACCCCCAGUGGAUGUCUGAAACAGCAGAUAGCACUAAGCCCUGUAUGUACUCUUUUUUCCUAUACAUACAUUCCUGUGAUAAAGUUUAAUUUAUAAAUUAGGCACACUAAGGGAUUAACAACAAUAACUAACAACAAAGUAGAACAAUGAUAUGCACUGUA